AUGGCACUCACGCAACAACCCCCCUCCAUCCCCCUCGACAUAUUCCCCGACGGCCUCAAAACUACGGGCCAACACCCCCCGCUUUACGAGCACAUCCAUCCCUUCGACCGGUUUCCCAAGGAAAUCACCGGCCCCACCGUCUGGAAGCCCGAGGACUACCGCGAUAACCCGGAGAAAUGGACUCAUCGGUUUACAGCUGAGGAGGUCGAGGAGCUGUCGCAAGCGGCUGAUGAGUUUCUGGCUAAGAAGACGCCGUUGACGGGGAUCAGCAAGCACAACUUCCCUCUCCCCACCCUCUCCGCCCGCCUCACCAGCCUGCGCGCCGAUCUCCUCGACGGAAAGGGCUUCAUCCUCUUCAAGGGCCUCCCCGUCGCGCAAUGGGGCAACCACAAGUCCGCUGUCGCGUACAUGGGCCUGGGCACGUAUCUGGGGUACUUUGUCAGCCAGAACAGCCGCGGCCAUGUGCUGGGCCAUGUGAAGGAUCUGGGCGAGGAUCCUACGCAGAUUGAUUCCGUAAGGAUUUAUCGGACGAAUGCGCGACAAUUCUUCCACGCCGACGACUCCGACAUCGUAGGCCUCCUUUGCAUCCACCGCGCCCGCGAAGGCGGCGAAUCCGACCUCGUCUCUUCGCACCACGUGUACAACACGCUCGCCAAGGAGCGGCCGGACGUGCUCAAGACCCUGACCGAACCGAUCUGGUACUUUGACCGAAAGGGCGAGACGAGUAAGGGGGAGGAAGAGUGGAUCCGCACGAGUGUGGUGUAUUUGGAGAGAGAGGGCGGGGAGCAUGCGCCGAGGGUGUAUACCAAAUGGGACCCCUACUACGUCCGCUCCCUCACGCGGUUUUCAUCGGCAGGGCUCAUCCCCCCACUCUCGGCCGCGCAAACCGAAGCCCUCGAGGUGCUAGAAGCCACCUGCAAUCGUCUCUCCCUGCAUAUGAUCCUCGAGGUCGGCGAUAUCCAGUUCCUGGCCAACUCGCACGUGCUGCAUGCGCGCACGGCGUACGUGGACCACGCGCCGCCGACGCCGCGCAGACACCUCAUGCGGUUGUGGCUGGCCACGCCGGAGAGUGAAGGCGGCUGGCGCUUGCCGUUCUGGGAUAGUAAUGAGAAGAAGCGCGGGGGCAUUCAGGUCGAUGAUCAGCCCCCGGUGGCGCCUUUGGAUGCGGAGUAG
Molecule: messenger RNA, 1173 nt
Organism: Aspergillus saccharolyticus JOP 1030-1
Lineage: Eukaryota; Fungi; Ascomycota; Eurotiomycetes; Eurotiales; Aspergillaceae
Product: TauD/TfdA family dioxygenase
Exons: 4
Coding region: 1-1173 (390 amino acids)
Molecular function (GO): oxidoreductase activity
Source: RefSeq, a predicted model, not a curated record